Messenger RNA from Fulmarus glacialis (Northern fulmar), 681 nucleotides. It is a transcript of the gene TSPAN1, whose product is annotated as tetraspanin 1. The transcript is spliced from 6 exons. The record is from RefSeq and is a predicted model, not a curated record. The annotation marks the transcript as partial. NCBI's taxonomy places the organism in Eukaryota, Metazoa, Chordata, Aves, Procellariiformes, Procellariidae. Gene Ontology annotation, cellular component: membrane.
CUGACAUUGUCUCUCUCCUCCCAGCUUGGUGGCGGGACCCUCCUGGGAGUUGGCAUCUGGGUCACAGUAGAUGGAGAGUCGUUCCUGGGUAUAUUUGGGUCGCUCUCCUCUAGCGUCCUGCAGGUUGUGAAUGUGAGCUACUUCCUCAUCGCCAUUGGUGCCAUCCUGCUGGUAAUUGGCUUCCUCGGGUGCUACGGUGCCCAGAAGGACAGCAAGUGUCUCCUGAUGAUGUUCUUCUCGGUGGUGCUGAUCAUCUUUAUUGCCGAAGUUGCUGCUGCUGUGGUGGCUCUGGUCUACACAAGUCUUGCAGAGACGCUGCUGACGGCCGUGGUGACCCCUGUCCUGAAGGAGAAGUACGGGGCAGAUGACAAAUUCACGCGCAUCUGGAAUGCCACCAUGAAUGAGGUCCAUUGCUGUGGCCUGAAUAACUACACAGACUUCACCGAGUCCCCCUGGUAUAAUAACGAGGGAACCUACCCGGCGCCCUGCUGUAAGGACCUGCAGCCCUGCAACAACACGCUCGCUGCAGAAAGUAACGUCCCGGGUUGUUUCCAUCAGAUCUUGGAAGAAAUCAAGACUCACGCAGGUGUGGUGGGUGGCGUGGCAGCCGGCAUCGCUGCCUUGGAGAUCGCAGCCAUGGCGGUUUCUAUGUACCUGUACUGCGAGCUGGAUCAGAAAUGA